Messenger RNA from Lindgomyces ingoldianus, 855 nucleotides. RefSeq lists its product as uncharacterized. The transcript has 9 exons. NCBI's taxonomy places the organism in Eukaryota, Fungi, Ascomycota, Dothideomycetes, Pleosporales, Lindgomycetaceae. The record is from RefSeq and is a predicted model, not a curated record. Bases 1 to 855 code for a protein of 284 amino acids.
AUGCAGCUGGAGGGAAGCGAUAGGAGAGUAUACCAUAGGAUGACUGUCAACGGUGUUGGGUCGCCUCAACCGGCUACCGUAAACGAUGCAGGCAUAUGCAUACAGCGAAACCCUGACUGUCGAUAUAUUGCUUUUCAUUACAGCGUUAAUUGCUCUUUCUUAAACAGAGUAGUCAUUGGCAAGUCUGGUAAAGGUACGGGCUGGCCAUUGUACAUCGACGGGAUGUUGUUAACUCCGUACCAAUAUCAACGUGUCGACUGGGUGGAAACAGUUGAAGGAGUAAGUGAGGAGGUAUCGAGAUUGAGAGUACUAAAGAUUAUACGAUAUUUUUCUGCCAUCAACAGAAAAGGUAAAACAACAGAAGGCAAUUCGAAGUACACAGUAAGCCACUCUCAACGUCAGGAGAUCAACUCACCUCCCACUGGAUCCAUUACCAAAUUCUGUGCUGCCAUGAAAUAUGUAAACCCAGCCUUCUUAGCCUGUCCGAACCAGACUAGUAUCCGAACGCUCGGCAAAUUACGCAAAUGGUCUGUCGCGCAAAAGAGCCGCAAUGUCGUCUACAGACACCCUGAGCAUCGCCUCAUCCUCGCCGAUGCCGAAACGUGCGGCACGAUGAACCGCCUGCACGAUUUCGUGAACAGGAAGGACGUCCACCGUACCCUUAACGCUAUCAAAGACCAGUCGUGUGCCCAGUUAGCCAGCUAUGCUCAGCAGUUCGGUGACUACAGCGGACCGAUCCGUUGCAUCCCCGGAAGCGGCUUUGGGGAGGCCUCGGCGGCACUUUGUAGGAAAGCCUCGGUGGCCCACUUUGCAGCAAUUGCUGGCAUCAGUAUAGGCCUUGACUGCACUAGAUGA